AUGGAGGACCCAGGGGAGCACCUGCUGGCCAUCGUGUUGGACACCAACCUCACCUCAGUGGUGUCAAGCGGUGGCGACGCGGGCGCCGUGCUAGACUCGAUCCUGGCCUUCUGCAAUGCCCACCUUAUGUCCAGCACGGCUAACCUGCUCUGUCUGACGGUGGCACACGGCCGCGAGAACCGCGUGCUCUUCCCGCCCGAGCUCGACGACGGUCAGUCGGCGCAGGCGCACUACGAACUUUUCUCACAGUCCAGCAGUGGCAUCGUGCGCCAGCUGAAGGCGAUGAUGGAGGCGGCGCCGCCCGACCUGCUGACGAGCGCGCCGAUGGCCGCCGGUCUGGCCAUGAGUCUGUGCUUCAUCAGCCGGGUGAGCCGCGAGCGGCCGCCGCACGCGCGCCUCCAGAAGCGCGUGCUGAUUGUCUCCGGCCAGGGCACCGUGUCGGCCCAGUACAUGGACCUGAUGAACGUUUUCUUCACGGCGCAGAAGCUGGAGAUCCAGGUGGACGCGUGCGUUCUGGGCGCCGAGUCGGGCGUGCUGCAGCAGGGCGCCGACAUUACGGGUGGUGUGUGUGUGCGCGUGCCGCAGCCGCGCGGCCUGCUGCAGUACCUGCUCUGGGCGUUCCUGCCGUUCGGCGAGCAGCGCCAGAAGCUGGCGCUGCCCGAGCCGCCCGUGGUCGACUACCGCGCCGCCUGCUUCUGCCACCGGCAGCUGGUGAGCGUCGGCUUCGUCUGCUCCGUCUGCCUGUCCAUCUUCUGCAAGUUCGCGCCCAUCUGCUCCACCUGUCACACGGUCUUCAAGGUGAAGGGCAUGUCGCUGCCCAAACCGAGCAAGCGGAAACGGCCCAAGCAGGGACUGUGAUAGACUGGUGAAAUUGGAGUGUCGCGCAUGUGCUGGAUUGGUCUCGGCACCAGUACAGAUAUUACUAGACACUCUCGUUGGACAAGGACGGUGUGGGACGCGACACGUGCUGAACAAAGACUGUGUUUCUGAUGUUAUGCGAUAAACAAAAUACAUUAACUUUGUAUA
Molecule: messenger RNA, 1026 nt
Organism: Amphibalanus amphitrite
Lineage: Eukaryota; Metazoa; Arthropoda; Thecostraca; Balanomorpha; Balanidae
Gene: Tfb4
Product: general transcription factor IIH subunit 3-like
Exons: 1
Coding region: 1-858 (285 amino acids)
Biological process (GO): regulation of DNA-templated transcription; nucleotide-excision repair
Cellular component (GO): transcription factor TFIIH holo complex; transcription factor TFIIH core complex
Source: RefSeq, a predicted model, not a curated record